Molecule: messenger RNA, 2328 nt
Organism: Lottia gigantea (owl limpet)
Lineage: Eukaryota; Metazoa; Mollusca; Gastropoda; Lottiidae
Exons: 21
Coding region: 1-2328 (775 amino acids)
Biological process (GO): DNA replication initiation
Cellular component (GO): nucleolus
Molecular function (GO): chromatin binding
Source: RefSeq, a predicted model, not a curated record
AUGGGUAAAAUGAAAGGUAAAGGAAGUUCAAAAUCUAAAAAAGAAACAUCAGCUAAAGUCCACAACAAAACAAAUUCUAAAUUAUCAAAGAGGGGAAAACUGAAGAAGGGUAAAGUAAAGAAGAAGAGAAAAGAAAAUGACAUGUCUAUGAGAAAUAUAACUAGAACAGAACCAGCUAGAUUUAAACGCAAUGAAACAUUAGAAAGUGAUGGAGAAGAGAGACAUGAUGAUAAUAUGGUAGAAGAUUCUGAUUAUAAAUAUUUCACUACACCUGGAAGAGAUUUUUCCUUCUUAUCACAAAUCAGUCUAAACACAACAGAAACUAAGAAACGUAAGAGGAAAAGAAAUAAUGAAGAUGAAAGUGUAGAUUAUGAACAAGUACCAAGAAAACUAUUUGCUGGUAAUGAUAUGCGUCAUCUUCUACCAAUUAAAGAUAAAGGAAGGGUUAUAGAACAAGUUGUACCAAAGACAGUAAAAGUUGUUGAAGAAAUAAAGGAUGAAGUUGAACCAGAAAUUCAAGAAGAAAAUUUACCUCCAAUGUCUAAUGUAGAAAUUUACGUGAAGAGAAAGAGAACUUUGUCAGAAAUGAAAGAAAAAAUAGCAACGUAUUGUCGGUCAAUAUUAGCUAAUCCAGAGGACAAUUUGAAGAAAUUAAAAGAGUUACGUUUAAUGUUAUCAAGUAGUGAUAUAUCUAGUACUGUACAUAAAUUAAUAGUAGUAUCAUUAUUAGAGAUAUUUAAAGAUUUAAUACCAAGUUACAGAAUACGUGUACUAGCUGAUAAUGAAAAAGAACAUAUGUUGAAGAAAGAAACCAAGAAAUUAAUGGAUUAUGAAAAUCAAUUUUUAGCUCAUUAUAAACAUUACAUAGAACAUUUACAGAUAGCAGUUAGACGUUUUAAGAAUUGUAAAUAUAAACAUUUAAAAGCAUUACCAGAUAUCUGUAAACAGAGUUUAUUUGAAAUAUCUGUUAAAUGUUUAGCUGGACUGUUAGCUAGACAUCCACAUUUUAAUUACCGUAAAGAUUUAAUACAAGUUGUUAUACCUUUCUUGAACCAUAAAAAACCUGAGUUAUCAACGUAUGUAUGUGAAUGUAUAGUAUCUGUUUUUAAAAAUGAUAAACUUGGUGAAUCCACAUUAGAGGUUGUAAGGGCAAUUGGUAAAUUCAUCAAAUCAAAAGAUUUUACAAAUAUACAACCUAAGGUUUUAGAAACUUAUUUAAGUUUACGUAUUAUUGAUGUAGAAAAGUUAAUAGCUGAAACUGCUCCAAAACAGGAAAAAAAGAAAGCUGAAGAAAUGUCUAGAAAAGAGAAAAAGAGAAAGAAGAAAAUGAGAGUAUUAGAAAAUGAAUUAUUGGAAACUAAAGCUACAGAAGAUAAAAAUAAGAAAUUAAAAUUACAUACAGAAAUAAUAGAAACAGUAUUUCACACCUAUUUCCGAAUAUUAAAAUCAGCUACCAAUUCACCUCUAUUACCUGCUGUGUUAGAAGGAUUAGCCAAAUUUGCCCAUCUGAUCAAUAUCCAGUUUUUCAAUGAUUUGUUUAUUGUUUUAAACAAGUUAAUAGAUUCUGGAGAUUUAGGUUAUAGAGAGAUAUUACACUGUGUUCAAUCAGCUUUUACUAUAUUAUCUGGUCAAGGUUCAGCUUUAAACAUAGAUCCUAUGACAUUUUAUAGACAUUUAUAUAGCAGUUUAUUACAAGUUCAUAGUGGAUCAUCUAGUAAUGAUAUGUCUAUUAUAUUACCAUGUCUGUAUAUUAUUAUCAUGAAGCAGAAACGUAAGUUAUCUCAACAAAAAGUCUUGGCAUUUAUGAAAAGAUUAUGUAGUAUAAGUUUACAACAGUUACCUAAUGGUGCUUUAAGUUUACUGGCAGCUGUCAAACAAUUUCUUCAUGCUUAUUCAUGUUCAGAUCAUCUAUAUGAUAAUGAAUCACAAGGUAGUGGUAUAUUCUUACCAGAAUUAGAUGAACCAGAAUAUUGUAAUGCACAUACAACUAUGAUGUGGGAAGUACAAUUAUUACGUCGUCACUAUGAUCCUGAUGUUAAAGUAUAUGCUAGACAUUUAUCAUAUCAAGCUCCUACUACUGGUACAGGUCAACUACCUACAUAUUUACUCAGAAAAAAUCCCGAAGAAUUGUAUAAUGAAUAUAAACAUCUCCAAGCUUCUAAUAUUAUGGAUAAAUUAAAACCAACAAAUAAAGGAUACAAACAGAAAAAGGUGAAAAGAAGAAUAGAUGAUUAUAAAGCCAAGGGAUUCAAAGAUUAUAUAAAUACAGUAGUAAAUGAUGUACCUGAUGAUAUUGACUUUAAAAAGCUUAUAUCAACAGAUAGCUAA